AUGCAUCCUUAUCCGGUCUUCUAUAUAAAGCUACUAGCUGCUCGUCCCCCGGAGUUUUGACUCCUCCUUCCUCGGAGUUCUUGUAGGAAGAAACCUCCGAGGACCCGCGAGGACCUGCUCGUCCACUUCGGCGGCGUUGACCGUGGCGCUAGCGCUGAGGAUGAAGCUCUUGGGCGUUUUCGCGUUCUCCCUCGUUAUGCAGCGCAAUAACGAGAACUACGCGGGCCGACCUCUCCGGGAAGACGCGGCAGAGAUCAUGAAGCUCCAAAGUAAGACAUUAGGGUUCUAA
Molecule: messenger RNA, 289 nt
Organism: Spirodela intermedia
Lineage: Eukaryota; Viridiplantae; Streptophyta; Magnoliopsida; Alismatales; Araceae
Source: the annotation of a GenBank genome assembly